AUGCACGUGCUCGCCACCCUGACCGUGCUUGCCUCUCUGGCGGCUUCGGUCGUGGCAGCAGAGUGUAGCGCCACGCAGCCCUGUGCCAUUGGGUGCUGCUCCAAGUAUGGCAACUGCGGCUUGGGUCCUGACUACUGUGCGGCCGCGAACUGCGUGUCGAGCUGUGGCGCCAAGUCCGAGUGCGAUCCGGGCGGCUGGGGGCUGACUUACGCCAACGCAACGGCGUGCCCGCUCAACGUGUGCUGCAGUGCAUAUGGAUUCUGCGGCACCACGCCCGAGUUCUGUGGCACAUCAACGGUCGCAGCACCAACCUGCGAUGUGACCAGUACAGGUAUCGGACGGGUAGUUGGUUACUACGAGGCUUGGGCGACGACAGAGCGGCCAUGCAACGGCAUACACCCAGAACAGAUCCCACAGGGCAUUUACACGCACGUGAACUUUGCCUUUGCCAGCAUCGACCCGGCAACGUUUACCGUGGUUCCUGCGGCAAACACCGACAGCGACCUGUACCAACGUCUACAAGCAAUAAAGACGCGCGAUCUCGGCCUACAGACGUGGAUUUCCAUUGGCGGCUGGACGUUCAACGAUGAUGACCAGCCGACGCGGACCACGUUCUCUGAUCUAGCGGCCAGUGCUACCAACCAAGAGGCCUUUUUCGCGUCUCUCCUCCAGUUUAUGCAGACGUGGGGCUUUACGGGUGUCGACAUUGACUGGGAGUACCCAGAGGCGCCUGACCGCAACGGGCGCGGCGAAGACUUUACCAACUUCCCGGUCUUUCUGCAAAGGCUACGUGGCACACUCGACGCGUACGGCUUUGGCCUGUCGGUGACGCUGCCGUCAAGUUACUGGUAUCUGCAGCACUUUGACCUGCCGAGGCUGCAGCCGUGGGUGGACUGGUUCAACGUUUUGGAGUACGACCUGCACGGCACGUGGGACAUUGGCAACCAGUGGACGGGCGCGUUUCUUAACGCACACACGAACCUCACCGAGAUCCGCGGCUCGUUUGAUCUGCUGUGGCGUAACAACGUCGACCCGGCCAAGAUUAAUCUAGGCCUCGCUAUGUACGGCCGCAGUACGACGGUGGCCAGCGCGGCCUGCACAGCGCCCGGCUGUCCCUAUCUCUCGGGUGGAGAUCCCGGGCAGUGUAGCGAACAGACGGGCAUCUUGCUGAACAGCGAGAUUGAGAGUAUCAUUGCCGCCAACGGCCUGGCCCCGACGCUGUACGCGGACGCCGCCGUCAAGACCAUUUCCUGGGGUGCCAACCAGUGGGUGUCGUUUGACGACGCCGACACGUGGAAGAUUAAAGGCGACUAUGCCAAGUCCGUUUGCCUAGGUGGCGUCAUGGUGUGGGCCAUUAGCCACGACGACAUUCGAGGCACCUAUGCAAAGCAACUGGCCGGUGCACUGGGCCGUACAGUCUUCAUCGACCCGGCCACGAAUGUGACUGCUGUCGUCACAAACGGCUUUAGCCAGGUGGACACGUGUCAGUGGUCCAACUGCGGCGCGGGCUGUCCGACCGGGUUUGCCGAGGUGCCGUUAAGCACAGACCCGCUCGGCGGCAGCCUCACAGAUGGCACGGGUUGUUUCGGCGGCAGCGUGCACACGUUCUGCUGUCCCAAGACGGCGCCGCUGCCGGUCUGUGCGCUGCGCGGUUUCCAGGACAGUGGCGUUUGUAACCCUGGCUGCGCGGCGGGCGAGGCCGAAGUGGGCGCGCAGUCAAAGGGAUGUGCCGUGGGCUACCAGUCGGCGUGCUGCCCGGUGGAAAGCAGCAGCAUGGCGCCGUACGGCGCGUGUGCAUGGUUUGGUGCCCCACCGCUCUGUUCGAGCCCCGGGUCCGUGGCGGUGUGUCCCAGCAGCCACCCCAACCACGUGGUCUCGUCGACCAGCGGCCAGGGCGGCGCGGGUUCUUGCUGGGUCGGCGCCAUGAGCUACUGCUGCACCGCGAGCGCAGCGCCCAACCAGUUUACCGAGUGCGCCUGGAACACCAAGGCGUCCAACGCCAUUGGGGCAUCUGCCGUGUGCGAGGACAGCUGCCCCAGUGGUGAGCUUCUUCUGGCGCGGCAGCAGGGCCUGUGUGCGCUCGGCAACGAGGCCUACUGUUGCAAAGGCCCUUCGAUUGCGGUCGUCGGUGGCCUCGGCAGUAUCGGUAAUCUCGGGCUCCAACUGGGACUGACAACGGUGGGGGGCGCCAACGCCGACUUGGCCGUACUUGCAGGCACGGAUCUGGAAACCAAGACGGCAGACAUUCUUCGCGCGUGUCUACAGGGUUUCUUUCUCGACCCGACGUGUCCGGCACUGUGGGCAUCAAGCAUUGACGAGAAACUCUACGGCACUAUUUCGCGGCGCGGAAACAUCGGCGUCAACUUGUACUACCAAUACGACUGUAUCACAGAGAUCAUGUCGGCCGAGAUCUCGUCGCCCAGUCCCUCCGAAGUGGUCGCCGAUGCUUGGAACGAAUUUCAGUCACAGACGGGCGUCGGCUACAACCAGUUGCGCGUGGAUGUAAUGCCUUUCGACGACGGCCAGAUUAUGAAGGACCCAUUAGCGCUGAUCAGCGAAUACCUAUGCGAUCCGUUUGCAGCUGAGAAGGACUUGAUCCAGAGCUCUGAGACCGCUGAGGCCGCCUUUUGCGAGUAUCCGGGUCUCACCGGCUUCGAGGACCCCACGCCCGUCGAGGAGGGGGAGGUCAACCCGGACGUUAAUGUAGACGCCGAUACAGCCCUCGCAAACACGUCAUCGCUGGCGCAGCUGAUUUCCCGCAAGAUCCAGCUCAGUGGCGCCGAUAACCGUGACCGCACCGGCAAUCGCCCGACUGUAGUCGGUGUGCUCAACGCAAUCAACAACGGGGUACUAGGCAUCUAUUACCUACGCUGGAUUAACCUCCACAACAAUGAAGAAAUCAUCUUGGAGAUUGCAUACACGGCAGUCGAAGCACUGGCUCCGGCAGAAGAGGACCCGCCGGCUCCGUUCCUGCCGGAUAUGCUCCGAGAUAACACUCACACAGCCACCGGCAACCCUGACAAUUACAUUAUUUUCCACCUGCAUAUUCCUAUCGACGGCAGGACGUUGCGGCCUGUGCCUGGCGACGGCUUCCAAAACUGGUAUCCCGGCGUAUCUGUUGUCAACAUGUAUCACGGCCAAGUCUUUGGCAACUAUGCGAUAGGCUACGACACCAUCGUUCCAGAUGACCGCGUCCAAUUUCGACGUACCGGAGGCGCCGAAAUGCUCAACUCCCGUACUGUGAUCCUCACUUGUAAUAUCCAAGGUGGACCCCAGCUGAACCGCUGGUACUUGGGCCGUAAUAACAUCGACCGAAUACGUCAAUUACUCGCAGAGGACGAAAACUACGGACGUCGCACUGGAACCUAUGCCACCCUCCUCAACACGUGGGCAAUAAAUCUCUUUGCUCUGGGCGUCUUUAGCCCCAUGGCGGACAAUGGUGACGUUGGUAGUCUCAACUCGUUGUGGCCGACCGUGUCCCGGAGGCUGGACUCACCGCGCGGGCGCUACCAGCCGAGAUGGCUUGCGUUUGAUCGAAACUGGCAGCCCUAUUGGCCAUAA
Molecule: messenger RNA, 3561 nt
Organism: Sporothrix brasiliensis 5110
Lineage: Eukaryota; Fungi; Ascomycota; Sordariomycetes; Ophiostomatales; Ophiostomataceae
Exons: 1
Coding region: 1-3561 (1186 amino acids)
Biological process (GO): carbohydrate metabolic process; chitin catabolic process
Cellular component (GO): extracellular region
Molecular function (GO): chitinase activity; chitin binding
Source: RefSeq, a predicted model, not a curated record